This is a messenger RNA of Macadamia integrifolia, 2374 nucleotides long. RefSeq lists its product as uncharacterized. The record is from RefSeq and is a predicted model, not a curated record. Gene Ontology annotation, biological process: lipid catabolic process. The coding region runs from base 779 to 2203 and encodes 474 amino acids. The transcript has 6 exons. NCBI's taxonomy places the organism in Eukaryota, Viridiplantae, Streptophyta, Magnoliopsida, Proteales, Proteaceae.
UUCUCUCUCUCCCUUAUGAAUUGUCCUCACUGCUCUUCAUUGUAUAAUAUUUCACUACAUUUCAUAGGUGGGCCUCUCUAUUCCCUGCUUGCAAGAACUCAGCACAUGGAGGAGGUUUUCCGAGUAAGCAGCAUGUAAGCAUCAAACCAAUGAAGAGCAACAAAAUGGUUUGAUACAUGUGAAAUACAGAGAUCAUUUCUUGCGAGAACAGAAUGACCCAUCUCGAUGAGAGGAAAGGAGACAGAGGUCUCUUGAACCCUCGAUCACAGGGCGAUGUUCAAUGCAUCGUGAAGGAAAACUUCCCCCUUCUUUAUUAUUAUCAGGAAAAAAUCUCUUUUGUGUAAGCAUUAAGGAAAGUAGCAAAUGCGUAAUCUCACUUGAAUUUUUUAUUAGUUCUUUGAGAAAAUUCUGUGAAAAAAGAACCCUCUCCCUUCAUUUUAUUAUAUCCUCAAGCUUCACUGCUUGAGAAAAGAACCAGAUUCGAGGCGAAAGGACAACGCAGAUGAAAUUGAAGAUUCUUCCUCGAAGCUUUAAGCCUUUUACACCGUGGGCCAGUAAGGAAAUCACAUGAGCUUCCCGGUAUCUUAUCGUCACCAAUCCCAAAUGCCUCUUUCAAGUCUCUCUUCAUCUCCCUCUUCACUUAUCCUCUCGUCUUACACCCAUUUCUAUCACCAACUGCUGGACAGAGCAGAGCAGAACCUUCUCUUCCUCGGAUUUUCGGUUUCACCACCCAGUAAGUAGGUGAACAAACCCAAAAGCUCCAAAAGCUGAACAGAGCAUGUCCGUCGCGUGCGGCGCCGAAUGCGUCUUCUGCUUGGGUUUCUCUCGCUGGGCGUGGAAGCGCUGCACCUACGUGGGCUCCGACGACAGUGCUACUUGGCCCCUGGCCACCUCCGACGAGUUCGAACCCGUCCCUCGCAUCUGUCGAGUCAUCCUCGCCGUCUAUGAGGAAGACCUUCGCAACCCCAAGUUCCCACCCUCCGGUGGCUACCGCAUGAACCCAGAAUGGGUCGUCAAACGCGUCACCUACGAGCAAACGGGAGGCAAUGCCCCACCUUACCUCAUCUACGUGGACCAUGAAACCCACGAGAUUAUCCUUGCCAUUCGAGGUCUCAACCUCGUCAAGGAGAGCGAUUACAAAGUCCUGCUCGAUAAUAAGCUCGGAAUGCAGAUGUUCUAUGGUGGAUAUGUCCAUCAUGGGCUGUUGAAAUCGGCUGUUUGGUUGCUGAAGCAGGAAUCGGAGACGUUGAAGCAGUUGUGGGUCGAUAACGGGUCUUCCUAUAAGUUGAUUUUCGCUGGGCAUUCUUUGGGUUCCGGCGUAGCUGCUCUGAUUGCGGUGGUCGUGGUGAAUCAUCGGGACCGCCUCGGUGGGAUUCCGAGGAAUCUUAUAAUGGCUUAUGUGGUUGCGCCGGCGAGGUGCAUGUCGCUUAAUCUUGCGGUGAAAUACGCGGAUGUUAUUCACUCUGUUGUGUUGCAGGAUGAUUUCUUACCAAGAACUGCAACGCCUUUGGAAGAUAUUUUUAAAUCACUCUUCUGUUUGCCAUGUUUUUUGUUCGUGGUUUGCAUGAGAGAUACUUUCAUGCUGGAAGGUAGGAAGUUAAGCGACCCUAGAAGACUUUAUGCUCCUGGACGGAUGUAUCAUAUUGUAGAGAGGAAAUUCUGCAGAUGCGGUAGAUUUCCUCCAGAAGUGAGGACUGCCAUUCCUGUUGAUGGAAGAUUUGAACAUGUUGUUUUAUCAGCAAGUGCCACAUCAGAUCAUGGAAUUAUUUGGAUAGAAAGAGAAGCAGAAAGGGGGUUACAAGAAAAAGCCUCUGCAGCAAGCGGGGGUAAGGCUGUGUACAUUGUGACCCUCCCCAAACCCCACAAUGGCGGGAGCCUCAUGCACUGGAGAAUGAAGAAGAGCAGUGAUGAAACCAUGACAACGGCUCCAACAGUGCAGAAACUUGAGAGAUUGAAGACAAUUGAGAAAGAACACAAGGACGCAAUAGAAAGAGCUGUCAGCUUGAACGUCCCUCAUGCUGUGGUACCAGUAGAGCAUCCUAUUGGAGAUUCAGAUAUGGUAGCACACCAGGAUCAGGGGACAGACCCCUCACACAGAAGAUCAAAGUCCAGUGCAAACUGGGAUGAACUUGUUAAAAUGCUUUUCAACAGAAACGAAUCAGGAGAUCUUAAACUGAAGAAAGACAUUACUAGUACAAACUAGAAGAUGAAUUCGAAGAUGAAUUCAUCAUCUUCAUUGUUGUGUACAUCCAGAGGGUUUUCUUCGAGCUUUGCUUCAUUCCUCUUUUCUCUUACUGUUGGCUUCAUUUGUAUACCAAAAUUGGCCAAAGUCCUCCUUCAACUGUUGAAAAUGAAGAAUCCCUUCACCACUGAA